CGGCCUCAGGUUCAUCAACUGGAGUGAUUGAAUGUCCUGGUCCCAGGCUAACUGUCCCCGAGUCAGACAGUGUCCUGUCCCAUGUUAUUGUCCCAGUGUCCAGCAUGUGGCCUGGUCCCGUGGUCACUGUCCUAAGCCUGGCCCUGGGGUCACUGUGCCAGGUAAUAGAGAUUGCUGCGCUCAUGGGGUCAAUGUCCUGGGUUUACAGAGCUGGGGUCACUCUCCCCGGCUUACACAGACUGUCCCAGAGUCACAGAGACUGACCUAGUGCCGGGGUCAGGGGUCAGGACCCAUGGUCAGAGGGAGUCCUGCUCCCUGGCUCAGAGGUAGUGCAAAGGUCACAGGGAGUGACCUAACCCUGGGGUCUGAUCUCAAGGUCAUUGCCAAUGUCCUGGUCUUGGGAUCGUUGACCAGGGUCACAUACAGUGUUCUGAUCAGGGGUCACUCUCUCGGUAUCACGGUCUCAGGGUCAAGGGGCAGGUCCCCGUUGCACCCUCUGGCGGCGCUCGCUGCUCACCAAAUCGUCACUUCCGGUUCUCAUUUCCUGGUUACCGGACGCUGCAGUGAGAGAAAAAGACCAUAGCAACAGAGAAAGAGGUCUCUCAGCAGAAGAUGGAUUCAAACUACCUGAGGACUGUUUUGGGUGACUGUUUGACUGAGGGUCUGGCAGAAGUGGCACAACAUCGACCGAUUGAUCCUAUUGAAUACCUGGCAUACUGGCUGUACAAAUACAGAGACAACCUCGACUUAGAGCAAAAGAGUCAAUUGGAGAUUGAGCAGCUGAACACUGAGACACAAGCAGCAUGGAAGGAGAAAGCUAUGCAAGAACAGUUAGAAGCUGAACUGCUUGAGAUUCAGAAGGCAUAUGAAGAGAAGUUGAAGCUCAAGCAAGCAAAUCUUGAGCUUGAAAAACAGCAGCUUCAGAUUCUGGCUGCUCUUGACGCAGUGAAGGAAAAACAAGCUAAGGAGUUGCAGGAAAUGGAGAAGCAGACUUCUGAGCAUGCUAUUGUGGAAAGUGCAUCUUCAUUAGUGCCACCUGAAUGGUUUGGGGAACCUGAACUUGAAACUGUGGAAGAGAAAGAUGAAUCAACUUUUGCAAUGGAGGAUCAUAAUGAGGAAUCAUUGCCAACAGAGGAAGAAUCCAAACCUGCAGAAGAAAGCAUCAAAGAAGCUGAGGAGAAAUCCUGAAAAAUUAACUGGUCCAACUCAACUCUGGCUUGAGAAGUGGAAAUAAACUGUUCAUCAUUUGAUUUUCCAUUAAAUUAAUACAUUCUCAGUUAGUUAUAUGAGUAUCAUAAUUUGAGAUAUUGAUUCGGUGAAUUUUUACAAUUUUUUUGUACCCCUGAUGUUAGUGUUAGAAUUUAAUAUUGAAUAAAGUGCCCUCCACACUGUCCCCAUCAAACAGUCCCAGGACAAGAACAG
Molecule: messenger RNA, 1422 nt
Organism: Chiloscyllium plagiosum (whitespotted bambooshark)
Lineage: Eukaryota; Metazoa; Chordata; Chondrichthyes; Orectolobiformes; Hemiscylliidae
Gene: dydc2
Product: DPY30 domain containing 2
Cellular component (GO): Set1C/COMPASS complex
Source: RefSeq, a predicted model, not a curated record